Messenger RNA from Yamadazyma jaroonii, 786 nucleotides. The record is from the annotation of a GenBank genome assembly. Lineage: Eukaryota; Fungi; Ascomycota; Pichiomycetes; Serinales; Debaryomycetaceae.
AUGAAUGAAUUAGGAUUCGAUCCAAGUUUAAAGAAAAAGAAGAAGGUUAAGAAGGAAGCCAGUGAAGAAGCUCCUUCUAUGAAAGAAGAAGAUAUGUUCGCCGGAUUAAAAAAGAAAAAGAAAUCAAAAAAGGUUGAUGAAAAAACUGAUGAAAAAAUUGAUGAUUUCGAUAAAUCAUUAAAAGAUUUAUCAAUAGAUGACAGUAGUAAAUCUGAUGUUACUGAUUUCGAUAAAGAAUUAGAAAAAGCCGGAUUAGAUGAAAUCAAAAAAGAAGAAACCAAAUCCAACCAAGAAUUGGGUGGUUUACCAUAUAAUGCCUUAUUAUCAAGAUUUUUCCAAAUUUUAAAAGCUAAUAAUCCAGAAUUAGCUGGUUCAAGAUCAGGUCCAAAAUUCAGAAUUCCUCCACCAGUUUGUCAAAGAGAAGGUUCUAAAAAGACAUUAUUUGCUAAUGUUCAAGAAAUCGCUACUGUAUUACAAAGAAACCCUGAACAUUUAAUACAAUAUUUAUUCGCUGAAUUGGGUACUUCUGGUUCUAUUGAUGGUGAAAAGAGAUUAGUUUUGAGAGGUAAGUUCCAACCUAAACAAAUGGAAUCUGUUUUAAGAAGAUAUAUUAUCGAAUAUGUUACUUGUAAAACUUGUAAAUCCAUGAACACUGAAUUAAAGAGAGAAUCAGCUAAUAGAUUACAUUUCUUAUCUUGUAAUUCAUGUGGUUCCACAAGAUCAGUUUCUUCUAUUAAAGCUGGUUUCCAAGCUCAAAUCGGUAAAAGAAAGAAGGCUGUUAUCUAA